Pogona vitticeps (central bearded dragon) is the source of this 1948-nucleotide messenger RNA. RefSeq names its product KIT ligand (gene KITLG). The record is from RefSeq and is a predicted model, not a curated record. Gene Ontology annotation, cellular component: plasma membrane. Gene Ontology annotation, molecular function: stem cell factor receptor binding; cytokine activity. Gene Ontology annotation, biological process: cell adhesion; positive regulation of cell population proliferation. NCBI's taxonomy places the organism in Eukaryota, Metazoa, Chordata, Lepidosauria, Squamata, Agamidae.
AGCUAUAAAAGCGCGGAUCCCACGCCGCCGGGAGCUUCACUCGCCCGCCCGAGCUUCCGCGUGUCUUGAUCCGCACCGAGGAGGCAACGCGGAGAGGAGCGCAACGCCGGCGCCUCUGCGUGUGUGCUCUGUGUGCGUGUGUGCGUGUGCGCGCAGCCCGAGGGCACAGGAAAGGGGGGGCGCAGAGCCAGGGAGGCGCAGAGUCACCGAGGGCGCCGGGCAAGCCCAAUGCGUGGACUAGGUGCCUUCGCAACAUGCUGGAGCUACAGAGCCGCUGAAAGGAGUUUGCCCGCAGCUGCUGGAGCCGGAUUGUAGCGCUCUCGUUCCUUAUGAAGAAGGCACACACCUGGAUUAUCACUUGCUUUUAUCUUCUACUGCUCCUUCUUAAUCCUCUUGUCAAAGCCCAAAGUCCCUGCGGGAAUCCUGUGACGGAUGAUGUGAAUGACAUUCCAAAACUGGUUGGAAAUCUUCCAAAUGAUUAUAUGAUAGUCCUUAAAUAUGUCCGGAAGAUGGACACUCUGCCUAAUCAUUGUUGGUUGCAUUUGAUGGUCCCUGAAUUGUCAAAGAGUCUGAAUAAUCUUCUCAACAAAUUUACAGAAUUGCCAGAAAUGCCAGAUGUCUUGAGUAACUAUUCAAUCAUCAAUAAUCUCAGAAGGAUCAUUAAUGAUCUAAUGCAAUGCCUGUCAUCUACUAAAUAUAAGAAUUUUAGACUACAUCAUGACCAUCUUUAUGAAGAGGGUACAUUUAUUCCAGAAGAGUUCUUUAGGCACUUUUAUAGCACUAUUGAUGUGUACAAAAUCUUUGCAAAAGCACCAGUACACAGUGAUUGUGUCCUGCCGUCAACAACAGAAAUUCCCCCCAAUGAUUCCAGCAUCAGUGUUACAAAGCCUUUAUUGUUACAUCCUUUUGCUGCCAGCCACCUUAGGAAUGACAGCAGUUAUGAUAAUGACAAAAAAACAGAAUUGGGCUUCCUCAGCACCCCCAGCAUGCAAGGAAUAAGCAUAGCAUUAACAUCACUGGUGACUCUUUGUAUUGGCUUUAUUUUGGGAGCCUUAUGCUGGAAGAAAACAGCCCACAAGCAUACACUAGAAAGUGGCCCAAGUGAACGAUCUAACAUCUGCCAAGAGGAUAAUGAAAUAAGUAUGCUGCAGCAAAAAGACAAAUCGCUUCUACAAGUGUAGCUGUUGCUUUUUCUACUAUACACUGUUACUGUUCCAUGUCUAGGCAGCUAACAGUUCCAUGUUUGCUUCAUACAUGAAGCAGCUUUAAGCAUAUUUGUAUUCCUUUUGGAGUGACAGACUGAGUCUGCAUCUGUUGUUUGUUGCCCGUGACUCCAUAUUGAGGAUCUAGAGCUGCGCACAAAGAGUGUGCUACUGUGAAACCGACGUUGAAUUACACAUCAUCAGAGAAGAGUCUGCACUGACAAGGACUGUUAUUUUUCUACACGCAGACAAAUAUGUGUUUCAUUGCAUCUUGGGAUUUGAAGCAGAUCUUGGCAGAAAACAAAACAAAACAAAAUGCAUGAGUAAAUGAUUCCAGAGUGAUGUGAUCCAAACCAAACGUCAUAAGGAAGUUUGCAUUUUGUAGACAGACUGAGACUCAGAAUAGAAUAAAAACCUUCAGCACUGUACAUACGACUCGCAAAUGAGGUUACGCAGCUGGACGAAUGUGCUUGCUUUCAUCGGUGGAAAUGGGUUCAUAGCAAGGGAAGUUUUCAUAUGAAACAAGGUUGAAUAUCUUUCAAAUUGUAAGUGAAAUUGAAAUUCCAUGUCGAAGAAAGAAAACAUGCAGUUUGGCAGAGCUUGAAGUAUCUGUUCAAGAGAAGUAGACAUUGGAUCAUGAAAACAGGGCGAGUGUAAUAGGAUGGAAAAUUGACUGCUUGGUGUAGGGAAAGUCCCAUGAAUGUUUCGGUGAGAUACUAUAGAAUAAAAGCAAAGCAUCUGGAAUA